Molecule: messenger RNA, 656 nt
Organism: Prorocentrum cordatum
Lineage: Eukaryota; Dinophyceae; Prorocentrales; Prorocentraceae
Source: the annotation of a GenBank genome assembly
GCGCGGCCGGGGCCGCCGCCGCGGCGGCCGAGCCCUGCGCAGGGUACAACGCCAACGACCUCACGACCGUGGACUCGGAGGAGAUGGAGGAGUACCAGCGGUACGUGGCGGCCCUGCAGCUGCAGUACGCCGCCAUGGGCGCGCUCGGCGCCGAGGCCGCCGCCGCGGCCGCCAGCAGUGACAUGCGCGCCGGGCCCGGCGGGCUGCUGGGCGCACCGGCUCACGGCUGCUCCUCGAGCGCCCGCACAGCGAGCUCCAUCUUGAGCCACGACCCGCACAGGCGAUACACGGGCACGGUGUUCAAGUGGGACGACGACGCUGGCUGGGGCUUCGUGAGCUGCAUAGAGGCCAGGAAAGUGUACGGCAAGGACGUGUUCUUGCACAAGGCAGAGAUCGGCGGCAUAUCGGACCUCUAUAAGCAGAGGACGAAGGUGGAGGUGAAGAACGGGGACUGGGUCUCGUUCCAGGUGGAGAUCAGCAGAGGUAAGCCGAGGGCGCGCGACGUUGAGAAGAUAGAUACGCCCGAGGAGUACACGCGGGGUCAGCAGUCGCUCCUGGAGCGGGAGCAUUCGCUGGGCAGCUCGCUCAGGAGCGACGCCCAGUGGCACUCGAACGACAGGGACCACUGGUGGGGCAAGCGGAAGAGGGAGGAGUGA